Molecule: messenger RNA, 1686 nt
Organism: Fusarium vanettenii 77-13-4
Lineage: Eukaryota; Fungi; Ascomycota; Sordariomycetes; Hypocreales; Nectriaceae
Exons: 3
Coding region: 1-1686 (561 amino acids)
Source: RefSeq, a predicted model, not a curated record
AUGGCACGAAGCUGUGCACCACCAGACGGCUACCUGCAGAUGGUCAAGGGGCAACACGAAAACAGUCGCGUCGAGAUUGUUUUGUUUUGUUUUCUUCUCAUCUUGCAUCUCCUCGCCGUGCCGCUACUUGAGUACGACCCGACGGACAUUUCUCCGAACCCGUGUCUAAGCCUCCUUGGCAGGCAGGUGGGAAUCUCAGACGCGCUGCACGUACCUGAACAAGCGAAUAGCUUCUCCGUAUACACCCACCCGUUUACAAGGGCCCCAGUUAUCAUGGGAACAUCACCAGCGUUCCAUCAGCAGAGAGUCUCCAACCAUCUCAAGAUGGACAUGGAUAAGCUCAAAGCUAUCUUUCCUAGCGACUCAAAGUACUUCUGGAAGGAGCUUUCCUUGCUGUCUAACGAGCAUCGAGACUGGCAUACGGUGUCGGAGGCGCUCAACGAGGCACAGAACCGUCGUUGCCAAGAGAAGAGACGAGGCGUGUCCACAGCGAGGAAAUGGUUGCCCCAAGAUGCCAAAGAAGCCAAAAGAGUCCUUGACGCCGGGAGCACAUUCGUCCUGCCUCUUCACAUCAACGAAAAACCCAAGCCUGGUGUAACCGGGUCACCCCCUUUGGCCGAUGAACUCCCUGCCCCUGUCAAGCCCAGUACGCACAUCCUCUGGUGCGGCGUCCCAACAGUUAAGGAUAUGAGCGUGCAUGGUGAAAGUGCUCUAAUCUCCCUCCCUGUCGCUUCUGUUGCAGUGAAAGCUAGUAACCCAGACUCCCAUCUGCGUUGCUUCUCAGAGGAGCGGCUUGAGGUCCUUGAACAAACCCUCGGCCGUGGUUUCGUCUCAACUGAUCAAGAAGGGUGCGCUAUUGUCCACCAAGACUUGGCGACUGUACUUUGCGCUGAGCAUACUGGCAUUGUCACCGCUGAACUUCACAACUGGAACUGGUUUCGUCAGAUGCUCACGACGGGCGAAUUGAAGGAUCAUGUCGAAGCCAUUGAAGCUGACCAAGUCGUCAUCUUUGUCGCCUACACCGGUGCAGAGUGGACAGAGAAUGGACUUGAGCAGUUCUACCGGGACAUGGAACCCCUCUGCGCCAUCCUUCCCCAUCUGAGGUUGUACCCCAGCCACGAUGAGUUCAUGGCUGUCAAUCUCAAGUUCCCGGACAUCGCAGCCAUGGACCGUAUCGCCAAAACAGCCCCGCCACUACAACCUGAGCCUGAAAAGGAUGAGCCUCGUGCGAGAUGGUUUCACAUGGAGUAUGUCCCCACCUUCAAGACGGUGGGCGAAUACAGAGUUCAUCUCUGUGGCGACAAUGCGGUUUCGAUCGGCAUUUCCAAGUUUGUCAGAGACAAGCUUGAAGUUCGGUCUGUCAGCGACGACGAUUUCGCGUGGUUCUCCAAGUCGCAGGAAGAGCAACAGAAGAAGCGGCAAGAACUUUGCGACUUUGCUCGCUAUCAGAGAAAGAAGUUGCUCGAGCAACCAAAUGCCGACAAGGCUUUUGAGUCUCUCCGCGUUGGUGUGAGGAUUGACAUUGGUGUCUCGGAGGAGUCGCCUGAGGGUCGGUUCUUUGGCCUGGAGCUUACGCGUUGGUGGAACGCAAAUCACAUGCCUGCCUUCGUGCUACCCGAUCCUUACACGGAGGCUUCGUUGAAAUAUGGUAGGGCUUUGGCGAUGGAGUUGACUGGUCGCCGCUAA